Messenger RNA from Ruditapes philippinarum (Manila clam), 580 nucleotides. Its product is annotated as ubiquitin-like FUBI-ribosomal protein eS30 fusion protein. Gene Ontology annotation, cellular component: cytosolic small ribosomal subunit; ribosome. Gene Ontology annotation, biological process: translation. The coding region runs from base 75 to 533 and encodes 152 amino acids. The transcript has 5 exons. Gene Ontology annotation, molecular function: protein binding; structural constituent of ribosome. Lineage: Eukaryota; Metazoa; Mollusca; Bivalvia; Venerida; Veneridae. The record is from RefSeq and is a predicted model, not a curated record.
UUAAUUCAAAAGGCUAUGCUGUACAAUUCCGUUAUUUGAUUCUCAUUACGCUUUUUCUUUUAUGCCUUUCACGCAUGCGCAAAAAUUUGACUUCCUUUUCCGGGUGCUAUAGAAAAAUUGCACAAGCACGUAAGACAAUGCAGUUGUUCAUUCGUGGUACACAGACCCAUGUGGUCCAAGUGAAUGGAGCAGAAACAGUUGAAGAUGUUAAGGCUCUCAUAGCUGACAAGGAAGGUUACUCUGUUGAGGACCAGGUUAUCUUGUAUGGAGGCAAGCCCUUGGACUCUGGCCUUCUGGCAAAUCUUUGUGAAGAUUUGACCACUCUUGAGGUCAACAUUAAAAUGCUGGGAGGUAAAGUGCACGGAUCUCUGGCUCGUGCUGGUAAAGUAAAGGGACAGACACCAAAGGUUGAUAAGCAAGAGAAGAAGAAAAAGAAGACUGGGCGAGCUAAGAGACGUAUGCAGUACAACAGACGUUACGUCAAUGUAGUACAAGGCUUUGGCAGAAGGAAGGGACCUAAUGCUAACUCAUAAAUUACAAACUUGUACAUAACAUUAAAUAAAAUAAAUGUGAAACAAGA